This is a messenger RNA of Auanema sp. JU1783, 210 nucleotides long. The record is from the annotation of a GenBank genome assembly. Lineage: Eukaryota; Metazoa; Nematoda; Chromadorea; Rhabditida; Rhabditidae.
CUGCGAACGACAGGGGCUUUUAUAGGCGGGAUCUCAGUUCUUAAGGAAGAAAUUGUUUACGGUAGUGGGUCUCACCAGCUGUCGAAUUUAUACAUACCAAGUAACCAGGAACAUCGUAGAAUCAGAAAAAGAGAAAGAAGUGAGCAGCAGUUCGAGUAUGCUUCUAGUCAAGCUGGAGCACCCUUGGAAUUUUUCGAUAUGAAUAUAUGA